This is a messenger RNA of Lathyrus sativus (Indian pea), 339 nucleotides long. The record is from the annotation of a GenBank genome assembly. Lineage: Eukaryota; Viridiplantae; Streptophyta; Magnoliopsida; Fabales; Fabaceae.
AUGAGUCUUGGAGUUCUGGUAAGGGGGUUAAGAGUUAAGGGUAUUCAGUUGGUUCAGAAACUCAGAUACCUUAGACAGAAAAUCCGUUGGUGGAAUAAGAAUGUCUUUGGUUGGGUGGACCUGAAUAUAGCGGCUGGUGUGAGGGUCUUAAAUGACAUUGAAGUUAAUUGGCCGGAGCAUGACGAUGCGUUGCAAGGGGAUCAGAUACUCUUAAGAAAAAAAGCAAUUUCAUAUAUUUGGAGUAACCUGGGAGUUAAGGAGAGCAUGAUUUGGCAAAAGUCAAGAUCUAGAUGGAUCAAGGAGGGAGAUGCCAACUCAAGGUUUUUCAUGCUGUUAUGA